AUGACUGACCAGGGUGCCAGGCAGAAAGAUCCGCAGAAGGAUAGGCACGAGACAUCCAACUUAUCAGUAACAGCAGACUAUGUUGACAAGUGCAAUAGCUCUCCGUUAGAAACGUACCUGCGUCUCUUCGCAGAUAUUUUCCUCAGUGACGAAGAGUACGUCUACUUUAUGCUCGCAAUUGCUAACACAGGGCGCAUAGAAACAAAGGGCGGAGCCAUUGCGUACCAUGUGAGUGACUACAUAAACGCCAUUCUCAAUCAGAAGCGCAUAGAGAAGGUCAAUAAGGACCAUAACUCGGUGCUCCACGGAAAGGGUACAGACGACCCUGCUGUAAGGGCCUUCUGUGAAAUGAUUGAGAUAAAUUUCAUAGAAAGAAAUACCUCGGCCCAGCACUCUAAUUACCAAGCUAAUGCCUCCUAUCUUUUCAAUCUCAAGAAAUUUCUAAUUACUAGCUUUUAUAAUCUAGAUAUAUAUGUUACCAAGUUAGAAGCAGAGCUGAAGGACCCGAUAUCCAUGGGACAUGUCAAGUACCAUUGUGAGUAUUGUGAUAAAAGGUUUACAGAAGCAGAUCUAUAUAAGCUUAAUAAGAACGGAAAUAUCAAAAGCAGCACAUGCCCUAAGUGCUUCAAGCCACGGCUAACCUUGGUGACCAAGCACAACCAAGACAAGGAUGACACCGCAAUGAAAAAGGGAAUGUUGUCGGUGUUGAAGGAACUGCAUGCUUUGGGGAAGAGGAUAAUCAGUGAAUACAUGGACAAGAAGGAGAACUACUAUGCAGUGAGGCUCAGAGAAUUCCAGAACUCCUAUCAGAAUAACUUCCUGGAGGGCCAGCGAAUAUAUAAUAAGUGCAACGGUGCAGCAGCAAUGAAGGUAGCAGAUGAAGAUGGAGAAGGGAGCGAAGACCAGGAAGACACUUUCACGUGGUUGUCGGCGAAUACAGACGGGGUAUCGUCUGCAACCUCGAGCCAGGAAGUGGCCAAUGUGUCAGGACUUCGGCCAAGCCAAGGAGCUGCACACACAAAUUCAUAUAGCCUUGGUGGAAAGAAGCGGCGACGAAUAGACGUCACCUCUACUGAUUUCAGAUCUGUCUUUAGCAAGAGAAACGGGGCGUUCUGGAGGAGCGAGAAGCUUGGUGGGAUGACCGUCCUCGGUGAGUCAACAAGAAGACCCAAGUGGUUCGUCGCUAUAAACGAAAAGGCACAGAGGGUAUUAAAUAGGGGCAAGCGCUAA
Messenger RNA from Giardia duodenalis, 1230 nucleotides. RefSeq lists its product as uncharacterized. The record is from RefSeq and is a predicted model, not a curated record. Bases 1 to 1230 code for a protein of 409 amino acids. NCBI's taxonomy places the organism in Eukaryota, Fornicata, Diplomonadida, Hexamitidae. The transcript has a single exon.